AUGUACCGCAGGGUCAAUCAGGCGACGGCGCCGACGAAAUAUACCCGGACCACAGACCGCGAAACAGCACAGUCGCCGACGAACCAGAUUCCAAAGCACAUGACAGGUCGGCGGACGGACAUAUGGCUGAGCUUUUCCAUUGUGACUGUGCCCAUGCUUGCGUUCAGCGCGUUACUCCUGGGACUGGUCUACCACUACCGCGUCACUCACGAACCAGCCACAACCUCCGGUCUGCAUACGGAUGAUAUCGUCGACGAACCCGGCAUAUACUAUGUGGAUCUGAGUGCCACCGUUUUGAUCUUCAUUGCAUCCUGGUCAAGUACCUUGGGACCGCUCCUCGCCGGUUUCCUCAUGACUCUGGGCUCGUACCCUCUCUCGAAGCAAUACUGGCAGGAUGUUCAACACCAGCAACCGGACCUGCCGACGCCGUUUCAGUUUGCACUGAUCCUAAAGUUCUUCGCAAAUAGCGGCUAUGGGUCGUUGUACAGUUGGAUCAAGUAUCUCACUGGCUGGAAGAAUCAAAGACAAUUUCAAUCAAGGCUUUUAACAGGCAGCGCGUCUCUCAUGGUUCUUGCCACAUUCUUGGGCUUUUUGGUCUUUCUUGCAGACACUUGGCUCCAUAUCACGACGUCAACGGUCAACUUUGUCCAGAUCAACCCGGUGGUUAGCGAGACAAACUACAGCAUGGCUCUGAAGCCAGCGUGUCUCGAGUCGGAAAAUACUUUCUCAGCUGCAUUCGACAUCAGAGGAGCAUGCAACGUGAACCCCGCGGCGACCCAGACCUUUCUCGUCGACCCCAAUCAGAGUUUGAAGACGCUGAACAACAUUUCCGACACCCUCGCCGUCUUCAACAACGGGCCCGACCCGACAUACACAUAUCUCGGCAUUCCACCGUCCGACAGCGUUGCCGGCCGGGACUACACAGCCACCACCUACGGAAUGCGCACUGAAUGCAAACCCGUCUCGAGCAAAUGUAAUCUGAUUGCGCUGUACGGCGCAUCCACCCCAUUCAUGUGUUCAGACGCUUUCGCGGGUGACCUACAAACAACUGCCAGUGGAUGGCGCUACACAUAUUUCACCAACCACACCAUGAAAUCCAACACGACCAUAAACGGAGUGCAGAACCCUUACUAUUACGGACUGGCAGCCUUGGUCAUGAACCCUGGCCAGUCAGCCUAUGAUGAAAACAACACGGAAAUUCCCGAGCUCGUCACGCCGGUGCACGGGGGCAUCGCCUUUGUGUUGCUGUGUAGCAUCACGGUCUAUGACGUUGAAUACGACUCCGUCAACGGCACGAUCACGCGGUUCGUGACCACCCCGAGCAACAGCUCCGUUGCCAACGUUUGGCACGCUCCCAUGGCCUACGUGAACGUGGCGCAGUCGAACCUGCAAACGGCGGCGUCAAUCGCCGCUUCCACGGCAAAAGACGCCCAAGACCUGGCGGACCAAAUGUCCCUCGCCUACAGCAAAGCCGCCCUGGCUGUCGGCGCACAGUCCGUGCAAAGGACACCGGCCGUCGCAGCCCAAGAGCGAACGUCGUUCCUCGUGACCCGCCUACCCAUGGCGCCACUCUUCGGCCUACUUUCUGCAAAUCUCGCAUUCGUGCUGUUGGGGCUGGUCCUGACGGGCAUCGCGCUGCGCACGUCGGGAGGCGAGGUCCGGGAAAUCCAAGCUCGGCUGAGCAUUGUCGGUCUCGUCGCGGAUCGGUUCGAGGGCGGCAGAGCGAAAGACCCGGUGGAGGACACGGACGAGCUUUUUGAGGAGCACGAUGGCACCACGGGCACCAGGGUGGGAAUGGAGCGCACGGGAACGGGGGGAUGGGCGUACCGGCAGUGGUCGACGACGACGGGUUGA
Fonsecaea nubica is the source of this 1854-nucleotide messenger RNA. RefSeq lists its product as hypothetical. The record is from RefSeq and is a predicted model, not a curated record. The coding region runs from base 1 to 1854 and encodes 617 amino acids. The transcript has 2 exons. NCBI's taxonomy places the organism in Eukaryota, Fungi, Ascomycota, Eurotiomycetes, Chaetothyriales, Herpotrichiellaceae.